UUGUUAGUAAUAGUGACAACUACUACAUCACAAGAGCCUAGUAAGUUCCAAUGCAGUUUCUCAAUUCCAUUAGGUUUUUUGUUGUUAAUACAGAUUCCAAGGCCUGGGGGUCAGAGUCAGCGAGCGGGGCGGGGCCUUCCUUGAUUUCUAUACUUGCAACCCCGCGGGUUUGACGAGCGGUGAAGAUCCCUCCUCCCUAGGAAACCACCUCCGAGAGUUAGAUGCGCUGGCCCCAGGCUGCGCCCCCAGGACACCGCCGCGCCAGCAGCAGCCCAGGUCACCUCCCCCGGAGGCGCACCCCACUGUCAGGUUCCGGGAGCGCGCGUGUGCGCGGGGCGCUGCUGCCGCGCAGCGCGGGCAGGAGCGGCGCGCCCCUCCGGCGUGUUGAAAUUCAAAUGAGGCGAACUCCCUCCACGCGGCGCCGGCAGGGAGGUCGAGGCUGGGGUGAAGUGGAGGAGGGACGCGCUCCCAGGCCAAGCAGGUCCGAGGUACCCUGGGCGGGGUCGAACCCGCGGCCAAUGUGAGCAGUGGAGGCUUAAAGAGCUCCGGUGGUCCCCGCCUCUUGCCGCACGAUGGCCACCGAACAGUGGUUUGUGGGGCCGCUCCCCGCGGGCUCUGGGGAAACGCCGCCCCUGGACGACUUGGAAUCUGGGGCACAGCCCUGCGAAGACCCCUCGUGGUCGCCUCCUCCUGGCGGACCUGGGAACCCACCCGAGGCGGAGCCCGAGAACGGUGUUCAGGGACAGCUGCCCCAGGCCUCCACCUCUACGCCUUCCCCGGAGCGUCUGGCCCCAGGCCCCCGGCCCACCCCUCCUCGCCUGCCAUUGGACACCAUGUUCAGCCCCAUCACCGAGCAGCUCUGCUACCUGCUUAAGAAGGCAGAUGAUUUCCAGAGCUACUUGCUCUACAGCAGGGACCGAGUGCAGAAGGAACAGUUGGCAAAGGCCAUGCCCACCUUCUUGCGGAUGUGUGAGCCCUACUUCCUGUACCUGGAGGCAGCUGCUCGGAGCGUGCCCCCUGUCUAUGGAGCCCUGCAGGAGCUGAUCCGAAAGGGGCUACUGGAGAUCUCCCAACAACUCACUCUUCGCCUGGAACAGCUGGUCCUAAUGUAUGCCUCAUUUGGGUUCGUGAACUUGGAGGAGACUGACCCCCUAAGCAUCUCCUGUUUCUUCUGUGGGAGGUUCUCCAUCAGUCCUUCCCAUGAAGUGUCCAUCUUCAGAUACUGUGCCCCUGCCGCCUACACCGCCAGCCACUUCCCCCGAUACCUCUAUAAGAAGAUGCGCUGGAACCUGGAAACCACCCCAGAGCCCAGCAGCCGGGAGCAAGAUUCCCAUGUGGAUUACUACUUCCUAUGCUAUAGAGAUACAUGGGAAGACACAGGCAAGAGUCCGGCCAAUUCCUGCCCCCAGAUUCAGAAGCUGUGGUCCAUCGGCCGAUGGGUGCCCCUAGGACCAGCCGAGGAUGACCUUUAUUCAUGGAUUUUGUGCCCGCAGCCGCCUGGGGACUACCAGCAGCUGCUGACCAUCGGCUUCGAGGAGCCGUCGCACAUGCUGGCCACCGACCUGCUGGUGCAGAUCCUCACGGGCCAGGCAGGCAUGGCUCGGCCCCCGAGCGCCGCCGGGCCCGCGGCGUGGGCCGCGCAGGAGUCUUGAACCUGGAGAGAGGGUGGGAGCUGGAGCUUGACAGUUCCAAACUCCAGAAGAUGGGGUAGGGGAGGGGCUCACUUGUUAUCCUAGUGCGGCUCGGCCUGCCUUCCAAGGGGCCAGGUCGAGCUGGCCCGUCCGCACUGGAACCGGCCCGGCCG
Messenger RNA from Capra hircus (goat), 1804 nucleotides. It is a transcript of the gene C7H19orf67, whose product is annotated as chromosome 7 C19orf67 homolog. The transcript is spliced from 6 exons. The coding region runs from base 573 to 1652 and encodes 359 amino acids. The record is from RefSeq and is a predicted model, not a curated record. Lineage: Eukaryota; Metazoa; Chordata; Mammalia; Artiodactyla; Bovidae.